Molecule: messenger RNA, 609 nt
Organism: Acanthosepion pharaonis
Lineage: Eukaryota; Metazoa; Mollusca; Cephalopoda; Sepiida; Sepiidae
Source: the annotation of a GenBank genome assembly
AUGUUACUCACUUUCCGAGUUAUUCAGACUUUAUCAAGGAACCUCCUCUACCUCUCCACUUCGCCUCCUCCUCUGUCUUCUUCUUCUUCUUUAGUCGCCCUCUUCUUCUUCUUCUUCUUCUUCUUAGUCGCCCUCUUCUUCUUCUUCUUCUUCUUCUUCUUCUUCUUCUUCUUUUUCUUCUUCUUCUUCUUCUAUUCCGUUUUCUUCUUCUUCCCAUUUUCCUUCAUGGUUUUUGCUAUUCUUCUUUCAUUCUCCUUCACCUCAUUUUCAUCUUCUUUGCUUCUUUCGAUUUCCGGUUUUUCCUCUUCCUCUGAAAUCAAACUCCUCCUCUCCAAUCACGAUUUCUUCUUCUUUUUGAAACUUUUUUUCUUUUUCCCAUUAAACUUUAACCUUUGGCCAUCCACCCCAAUUUCGUUGGCUGACCUCUGCGCCUUCUUCAGUCCGCCAUCAUACUUUUACAUUCCUCCGGUUACCUCCCUUCCUCUAUUUGACAAUCCCACCGUGCCCCGCGUCCGCGCUUGGCCAGGAGAUGAAGAUGAAGAUGUUGGAGCUUGGGUGCUGAAAAGGGUUAGGGAUAGAUUAGAUCUAUCUAUCUAUCUAUCUAGCUAG